Molecule: messenger RNA, 559 nt
Organism: Macrosteles quadrilineatus (aster leafhopper)
Lineage: Eukaryota; Metazoa; Arthropoda; Insecta; Hemiptera; Cicadellidae
Exons: 1
Coding region: 1-186 (61 amino acids)
Source: RefSeq, a predicted model, not a curated record
AUGCCAAAGAGCAACAAACAGUAUAAUGUUAAACUCAUUGAUGAACUUUACAACCAGAUUCCCGCGUUCACUGACUUGUUUGACGAAGAGACAUGGUACAUGUUUGUCGGGUGUUUUGUGGCGACUACCAUUGUAGUUGUCUUUAUUAUGUCUAGAUUUAUAACCAUAAAACCAGUUGAAUGGUAGUUUUGAACAAUUUCAAUUUACUUCCUCCCAAAAAGUUGCUUAAAAAGUAGACUAGUACAGCUUAAGUGUGUUUAUUAUCACUACACUUAAAUGUGUGCAUUGUUUUGUGUUUCUUAAAAAAAACUUUUUUAAAUGUGAAUUAAAGAAGGAUUGAAUCUUAGAGUUAAGACUUUUUUAUUAUUGGUUACAUUACAAAUAGUGAAAAAUGGAAUUUUAACAUAUAUCCUAUGGUAUGAAUGUUAAAUUAUCUUGUUGCGGAAUGUAAUGUGUACUAGAACAAUAUAAAUCAUGCGAUGUUUACCUCUUUUCCAAACAAUGCAUUUUGUGUAAGGUUGGCGUUAUGCUAAUAUAGUGCAAAGUUAGUGAAUUAAAA